UGCGACACUGGGAUGACGCCUGAAUUCAAAAUGGCCGACCAUUUAACUGAGGGAGACGUUUAAGUUAGCACGAUGCUAACUGUUUCAUUAUACAGCGCGUGAAGAAAAAAGCAGUCAAAAGUAUCAACAUUUACCUCAGAAAUUUGGUUAAAUCUGAUGUAAAAGGGAGGAAUAAAUGUGCCACACGUCCAAAAGGGGGCAGCAAAGCGUUGGUUUAAAAAAACAUGGUGACGGAAGUGACGACAGAGUCUUUGAAAAGAAGCGGCAGCAGGAACUACAGCAGUCUUGUUUAAAUGAUAAAUAAAUAAACAAGCGUUUGGUUUUAAAAGACUAUAAAAUGUAACAUGGCAUUACUGACACCUUACAGCAAAAUCCCUGAACCGAAUACAGCAACCAUUCUACUAGUUGAAAACGAGGAGAAGUUUCAGUCCAAACUAGCUGAGGCUAUAGUGCAGAGGGAACAAGACGCCAACGUCAACGUGCGGCUGGCUUGUAAACUUCCUCUCCCUGUGGAGAACAGUGAGACUCGACCCCGUGUGGAUCUGGUGGUGUUUAUAGUGAAUCUCUUGUCUGAACGCAGUCUUCAGGUGGUGGAGAAUUCCCUCAAUCACCUGAGAUCAGAUUUUUUCCUCGGGAAGGUGUGCUUCUUGGUCACUGAUGCACGGUGUAGCGCUCUGGCUCAGGAGCGUUUAAUAAGUGUGAAGAAACUUGCUGCAUCUCACCGCUGUCCUGUAAUCUGCGCUGAACACCAGGUACAACACGUCACCAGCAGCACUGCUUAUCUCUACACUACCCUUCUGAACACACUGUACAGAGGACGGUGUUAGCAUGGCAGCGUCGAGACUUCUCACUAUCCUGAAGGUGUCGGCCGGUCUGUCUCCCGUGGCGACCACGGCGUUGUACCUGUCCACUCUGACCCGCUGCACCGUGCCCUCAGAGCUCGAUGAAGACUGACCUCUCGCUCCUUUUCCUUUCUGUGAUCCCUUUCAGUUCCUGUAUCGGUGUCAUCCUAUGUCUGCAUGCUUGCUGUGUCCAGUAGUAAUUAUAGGAAAUUUGAAGGAAAAAAACAUGUUUUAUACAAAGUAAAACGUUCCACUGAGGUGUGCCAGGUUAUCAGUUUGCUAACAGAUACGCAGAUUUAUUUUUUAAGUAAGUGCACACAUUUUAUUUCACUUCUUUAUACUGCACCUUAGCAACACCAGGUAGCGCUGUAUCCCAGACAAACGUGCUGUUCUGAUGCUCAUCGUCCUCCUGUAUAAAGUUUUUUUAUACAAUGUAGAUAUAUUGCAGUAGCCGUAUGGUUUGUGUAUGACUUCUGUGUUUUUAAUACUCUCUUGUCUUUUGAUGUUACGGUGUUCGUUAAUAAACCAUGACAUUGUUCAACAUGA
Molecule: messenger RNA, 1388 nt
Organism: Tachysurus fulvidraco (yellow catfish)
Lineage: Eukaryota; Metazoa; Chordata; Actinopteri; Siluriformes; Bagridae
Gene: pane1
Product: proliferation associated nuclear element
Exons: 7
Coding region: 345-827 (160 amino acids)
Source: RefSeq, a predicted model, not a curated record